AUGCCGCCCAUACCAUCAGCCGUAGGUCCACACCUGCCUCGCAUCAUAACCUACUUCCAAACCACGCACACCCGCGAUGGCAAACCCAUCUCGGUCCUGCCCCUCAUCAGGGAGCCCGGCGUGAGCCUGACGCACGUCAUCGUGGCCGCCAUCCACCUCAACGAGGACCCGGACGCCAUCACGCUCAAUGACCACCACCCGGGCCACGAGCGCUACCAGACCAUGUGGGCAGAGAUGCGCAUCCUCCAGGCGUCCGGGGUCAAGAUCCUCGGCAUGCUGGGAGGGCACGCCCGCGGCUCCUACAAGCGCCUGGAUGCCGACCAGGCCCAGUUCGAGAGGUACUACGCCGCCCUGCACCAGAUGGUCAAGGCUCACGCCCUCGAAGGGCUCGACCUAGACGUCGAGGAGCCCAUGUCGCUUCAGGGCAUAGUGCGCCUGAUCGAUCGCCUCCGCGCCGACUUUGGCCCCGACUUCAUCAUAACCCUGGCCCCCGUGGCCACGGCGCUUCUGGGCGACCACGACCCGCGCCGCAACCUUUCGGGUUUCGGCUACGAGGCCCUGCACGCCUCCAGGGGCCACGAGAUCUCGUGGUACAACACCCAGUUCUACUGCGGGUGGGGCGACUGCAGCAACCCGGUGAUGUACGAGCUCAUCAUGUCCAGGGGCCGCCUCCCCGCCGACAAGGUCGUCGUCGGCCUCGUGACCAACCCGGCAAACGGCAGCGGCUGGGUGCCCUGGGAGAUGCUAGCGUCCGUCCUCCCCAUCCUGGUCAGCCGCCGCGCCGACUUUGGAGGCGUUAUGGGCUGGGAGUACUUCAACAGCUUGCCCGGCGGCGAGGAGAAGCCCUGGGAAUGGGCCAUGUUCAUGACCGCCCUGAUCAGGGGCGACCGGGCCGUCGCGCCUCAGGAGCAGCACGUGCUAGAUUCGGUGGAGAGCGAGGCCCAGAGGGAGAGUGAUGAGAGGGUCAGGCAAAGGGAGCAGGCGGAGAGUCAAAAGGCUGCCGCUACGGUUGUGGAGGCAGACCCAGAUGACUCCAAAGGAGGCGAGGCACCCGUACCGCAUGAGUUUGAGUAUCACUCGGACGGAAGGGAAACGCCGGCAUCUCCUUGA
This is a messenger RNA of Pyricularia grisea, 1110 nucleotides long. RefSeq lists its product as uncharacterized. The transcript has a single exon. Gene Ontology annotation, molecular function: chitinase activity. Bases 1 to 1110 code for a protein of 369 amino acids. Gene Ontology annotation, cellular component: extracellular region. The record is from RefSeq and is a predicted model, not a curated record. Gene Ontology annotation, biological process: carbohydrate metabolic process. Lineage: Eukaryota; Fungi; Ascomycota; Sordariomycetes; Magnaporthales; Pyriculariaceae.